AUGGCAUCACUUAAAGAGGUUAAUGAGAAGGCAUAUGCUUGGUUGAUGAAGAAAAAUCCAAGUGAGUGGAACAAGAGUCAUUUUAGGCUCCAUGUAAAAUUAUGUGUGAAAAGGGAGAGUGUUUCCAAAUGGGUGCAUCCUGUAGGAAAGAUGGUUAGGGAGGUCAUUGAAAAGAACAAGCAUGUGGCCAGACACUGCCAGUCCACUAGAGCAGACUCACACAAAUUCCAGGCACAUUUUCGUGACUCAGAGUGGUUCUCUGUGAAUUUGGUGGAUAGGGUAUGUACUUGUAGAUGUUACCAGUUGACUGGUAUACCUUGUGGCCAUGCCUUGGCUGCCAUUUGGAGCUCCAACUUAAAUGUGAUGGAUUUUGUGGAUUUGGCUUACAAGAAAGAGGCUUUUAUAGCUCAGUAUGCUGGUAUUAUAGAGCCAAUGCCAUCACCUAAUAAGUGGCCAGAUCCAUGA
Messenger RNA from Humulus lupulus (European hop), 465 nucleotides. RefSeq lists its product as uncharacterized. Lineage: Eukaryota; Viridiplantae; Streptophyta; Magnoliopsida; Rosales; Cannabaceae. Gene Ontology annotation, molecular function: zinc ion binding. The transcript is spliced from 2 exons. The coding region runs from base 1 to 465 and encodes 154 amino acids. The record is from RefSeq and is a predicted model, not a curated record.